Acanthopagrus latus (yellowfin seabream) is the source of this 2426-nucleotide messenger RNA. It is a transcript of the gene cib2, whose product is annotated as calcium and integrin binding family member 2. Gene Ontology annotation, molecular function: calcium ion binding. The transcript is spliced from 8 exons. The record is from RefSeq and is a predicted model, not a curated record. Lineage: Eukaryota; Metazoa; Chordata; Actinopteri; Spariformes; Sparidae. The coding region runs from base 940 to 1713 and encodes 257 amino acids.
CAAUUCAAGCGGACCACGGUUUUCUCAUAUUUGGCAGCACGCUGGGCUUGUCUCCUGUCAGCUCCAGAGCACAGGGGAGGUCAACAAAGAGGCAGAUGUGCCGGCUCCUGUGUGUUGACUGUGAUGGUAUUAGCUUGAAAGCGGCAUGCAUGAAUAACAGCUGAAGGGAAGUCGUAUUUGGUUUAAUUUCCUGAGGCAGCAUCAGACCCCUGACUCUUAACCACACAUGAGUAGUCCUUCAUGAGCCUGCACAUAAUGAAACAGUGAGAGCCUGAGGAGAGCAGUUGUCACUGGGAAAAACAAGGCUCACCAGGUUUAACCAGGAAUAAUGAUGUUUGGGUCCCCAUUUCACCAUUUCAUUAUCAGAUUUAAAUCAACACUGGUUUGAUCUUAUUCACUUGAAAAUUAGACUAUGACAGGACAGGGCAGACACACACACAACAAACAUGAUAGAAGACAGUCGUGGGUGGGAUGAGUAGGGCCACCAAACACACACAUCUUGCAUUAUGUUACCACCUGCAGAAAUACAAUAAAAAGGCUGACGGCGUUUAGCUUAGCUUGAUGCUCAGCAAAUGUCUUUUUCAAGCUAAUGUGGGUAGCGACCUGCACCUGAACUAUAAAACGUCGUGAGGAAGAAGCAGGCUGUGUGAUUUCAUGAGGAUGAUUCAGCCGGAUGAAAGUGGUCAUGGCGGACUUCUCCUGCAAGGACAGCAACAAACACAGCAGCAGCAGCAGCAACCCCUUAUAAGAGUUUUUCCCCCAGCGUCGUCGAGCCCUUCCUGUGCGCAGGGGGGGACUCUUGUCUCCGAGGAGCCCCACUAAAUGCCUCUCACUGAGAAAAAGGCUCCGGACGUUCAGUGUUGUGAAUGCGUUCAAGCGAGCAGAUGAUUUGAUCUAAGAUGGGUAAUAAGCAGACUAUAUUUACCGACGAGCAACUUGAUGCCUACCAGCACUCGGCUGGCUGCGCUCUGCUUCUCACACUCAGGAGCACAGCUCAGACAGAAGGGAUACAAGAGCAAAUGUAAAACGAGGCGCCUCCACUCGGGCCGCUGGAUAAUGUGUGUGCCAAGACAUGCAUGUCAGACAACAGCAGAUCAUGUUGCUCUGCCUCACCGUUCCUAUUGGAAGUGGCAGGUGACAACACACACACGUCGUCGCCCGAGAGACACCAGACACCUCAAUGAGCAGUUUGCAGGAACGGACUGUACAUUUUUCACCCGCAAAGAAAUUCUGCGGUUGCACGGCAGAUACCAUGAGUUGGCUCCACAUCUUGUACCGAUGGACUACACCAAAGAUCCUGAUUGUAAACUGCCUUUAGCCUUAAUAGUCAACAUGCCAGAGUUAAAGGAAAACCCAUUCCGCAACAGGAUCGUAGAGUCUUUCUCAGAGGACGGGAUGGGGAACCUCAGCUUCAAUGAAUUUGUGGACAUGUUCUCAGUCCUGAGCGAAAUGGCUCCUCGAGAACUCAAGGCCAUUUACGCCUUCAAAAUAUACGAUUUCAAUGUGGAUAAUUACCUGUGCAAAGAGGACCUGGAAAAGACUCUGAAUAAGCUGACGAAGGAGGAAUUGACUCCUGAGGAGGUGGAGCUGGUGUGCCAGAAAGCCAUCGAGGAGGCGGAUUUAGACGGAGACAACAAACUCUCUUUUGCUGACUUUGAAAAUAUGAUAACUAGGGCUCCGGACUUUUUAAGUACCUUCCAUAUACGAAUCUGAGACGACUUGGUGGAAAAUUUUCAUGGAGGGAAGCGUGGUGAUCCUCAGGACUCUACCUGCACCCUGUCCUGGGUGCCUGUGUCCCACCCUCAUCGUCCAAAUAUCGUACAUCAGCCUUCUUCAACCUCAGUGAAAUCUGCUUAAGUUAGAAAGCAAAAUACUGGAUAUGGUGGAAAUUCUCACAAUCCAUGUAUUAUUAUUUUACCACUGAUAAAAGGGCUUGACCUGCAAUGGUCUCUUGUUGGGUGAAAAGGCUAUUCUUUCUACAUUUGAAAAGUCAAUGAGGAAUGUAUAAAAUAGUGACCUACCUGUAUUGCACAUAUGAUACUCCCAGUGAAGUCUUCCUGGUAUUACACACGAGAUACAAAGUAUUUAUAAGGUUCUGGGCGACACUUGAAGAGGGUGAAAGCACAGCGUUGGCAUUAAGGACAUACAGAUGUUUUUAAAUGAGCUAUGCAAUAUUUUUACACGCAGUCUGUUGCUUUUUGUGAUUUUAAGUUAUUCGCUUGUGUAACUGGAACAUGGUGACAAUCACAUCUUACUGAUCUCCAGUUGGAUGAAGGGCUCCGUCAUCUUUUUUUUUUUUUUUUCAUCCCCUGCCUCAGCCAUCAUCAUCAUGAGAUAUUACAUACAGCCAUCUUUUGGAUACACGUGUAACAGUAUUUUAUGUGUCUUCAGGUAUUUGUCUUACUUUGAAUAAAUGUUUUUUUGUG